Messenger RNA from Euleptes europaea (tarantolino), 852 nucleotides. RefSeq names its product pancreatic and duodenal homeobox 1 (gene PDX1). Bases 1 to 852 code for a protein of 283 amino acids. Gene Ontology annotation, cellular component: nucleus. The record is from RefSeq and is a predicted model, not a curated record. The transcript has 2 exons. Gene Ontology annotation, biological process: type B pancreatic cell differentiation; regulation of transcription by RNA polymerase II. Gene Ontology annotation, molecular function: RNA polymerase II cis-regulatory region sequence-specific DNA binding; DNA-binding transcription factor activity, RNA polymerase II-specific. NCBI's taxonomy places the organism in Eukaryota, Metazoa, Chordata, Lepidosauria, Squamata, Sphaerodactylidae.
AUGAACGCCGAGGAGCAGUACUUCGCCUCCGGCCAGCUCUACAAGGAGCCCUGCGCCUUCCAGAGGUCCCAACCCCAGGAUUACAGCCCCGGCCCUCCGGCCUGCCUCUACAUGGGUCGGCAGCAGCAGCAGCCUGCGCCGGAGCCUCCUUACUCAAGCGCUCUGGCCGGCCUGGAGCAAGGCAGCCCGCCGGACAUUUCCCCCUACGAGGUGCCCCCCAUCACGGAAGACCCCGGCCUCUCCCAUCUCCACCACCACCAGCAUCCUCACCACCACCACCACCACCCUCAGCUGCCUCACCCGCACCCGGAGGCGCUCCCCUUCGGAGACGGGAUGGACCCUGGCGCUCUGGAGGAGCCGAGAGUCCAGCUGCCUUUCCCCUGGAUGAAGUCCACCAAGUCCCACGCCUGGAAGGGCCAGUGGGUCGGGGCGGGGGGCUCCUACGUGGUGGAGCCCGAGGAGAGCAAGCGGACGCGGACGGCCUACACGCGCGCCCAGUUGCUGGAGCUGGAGAAGGAGUUCCUCUUCAACAAGUACAUCUCCCGGCCCCGCCGGGUGGAGCUGGCCGUCAUGCUGAACUUGACCGAGAGACACAUCAAGAUCUGGUUCCAGAACCGCAGGAUGAAGUGGAAGAAGGAGGAGGACAAGAAGCGAGGAGGGGGCGGCGGGGGGAGCGGGAGCGGCGGGGAGCCGGAGCAAGACUGCGCGGUCUCCUCGGGAGAACUGUCGGCCAAAGACGAGGCUGGCCAGGAGCCGCCUCCGGCGGGGAGCCUGGCCUCCCUGGAGCUGCUGCCCCCCAGCCCCGCCGCCUCCCCCCAGCCCUCGGCCCGGCGGCUCCCAGAGGCGCGGUGA